AUGCACUGUGCGCAGUACAAGUCGGCCCGCUUCGACCUGUUGGACAACAAUCAACCGUCAAAUAGACACUCGAACUUCAUGGAUUUGACUCAUACAUCAGGAUAUGCGUUGGCCGUUCUUUUUCUUCUUCGAGCAAAGCCUGGUGACUUUGCAAGCCAUUUUGGCAUUAAGUGCGCAUCCUUCUCAAAAAUGAACAUUGGGACCAGUCGACGUUCGGCAUGUGGACCCGUCGGACACUCUGAGCACCGGUCAGUGCAGAUCGCCAACAAUCUGCUGGAAAGGACAUGUGCAUUGGUCCUAUUGGUGACCGCACUUGGAGGAGCAUGGAGUGUAGAACAACCUUCUGGAUCUUUGCUCGAAUUUUAUCCUGUGUGGAGGGAGGUCAUUCAACAUAUCUUCAGCUGUGGAUCAACAACUUCUGUCCAAUGCGUGAAGUGGUGGAUGGCUCACUACAGUUCGAAGACGGCGAAACGACAUUACUGUUACAGUAACACGGCAAGUAUCUUGAAGAUCGACAAGGGCAAGUUGCAAGGUUGGAAAUCCAAGCAUCCAGGUAUCAAGACAGCCGAUCGCUAUCGGGAUGGUUCUGGAAAGUUGAGAUACAAAGGGACCGUUCAUCUCCGUGGAACAGAGAACUAUCCAGUGCCCUUUGCCAGGGCAGUGGUUGACUUGGUGGAGGAGAUGAAAGCCACGGCAGAAGGCCAACCUCAGCUCCCACCCAGAGAGUUGUUGCCACCCGCGAUUGAAACCUUUACAACCGCUGGGUGGGAAGAGAGUGAUACCUGGCAGUUUGCGGACUUUAUACCUGUGUACAACUAUUUAAGGCGGUGCAAGCAUUUGGUUGUACCGCGUGAGUGGCAAACGUUAUUGCCAAUCAAACUGCACGAGACCACUGUGGUAUAA
Durusdinium trenchii is the source of this 903-nucleotide messenger RNA. The record is from the annotation of a GenBank genome assembly. Lineage: Eukaryota; Dinophyceae; Suessiales; Symbiodiniaceae.